This is a messenger RNA of Neocloeon triangulifer, 1448 nucleotides long. It is a transcript of the gene Kdsr, whose product is annotated as 3-ketodihydrosphingosine reductase. The record is from RefSeq and is a predicted model, not a curated record. Gene Ontology annotation, molecular function: 3-dehydrosphinganine reductase activity. Gene Ontology annotation, cellular component: endoplasmic reticulum membrane. Lineage: Eukaryota; Metazoa; Arthropoda; Insecta; Ephemeroptera; Baetidae. The transcript is spliced from 7 exons. The coding region runs from base 176 to 1168 and encodes 330 amino acids. Gene Ontology annotation, biological process: sphingolipid biosynthetic process.
AAUUUGAUGGGCGUGGUUAUUAAACAAUUUUGUAGCAGAUUACGUUUUAAGAGAUAGUGAUAGUUGUUAACUACUUUACUUCCCUGUUGCUAGUUACUAAACGAAUUUUCAAUUUUGAGUUCUUCGCUCUUGGGAUUCGGCAGAUUCGGAACUCAUUUGAGUUGUUCUUUUCAAAAUGCUGUGCUGUCUAUCAACGUCCUUUGUUGGCUAUGGUUUGUUUGCCAGCGUGAUUUUGCUGGUCAUUUCUCAUUUCACUCAACGCAAAAAGCGCUCCGUCGAAGGCAAACAUGUUCUGGUUACGGGCGGAUCGCUUGGAAUCGGCAGGAGUUUUGCCAUCGAGGCAGCAAAGAGAGGUGCUCACGUGACUUUGGUGGCUCGAAACGUGCAGAAUUUGGAAAAAGCAGCUGAAGAUGUGAAGAAGGCAGCCAAAAAUCCAGAUCAGAAAAUCCAGUGCAUCUCCAUGGACUUAAGCGGCAAAUGUGAGGAGUUGAAGGCAAAAAUGAAAGAUGCUGAAGAUGUCAAUGGGCCAAUUUACAUGCUCGUAAAUUGCGCUGGAUCUCCAAUUUGUGGGAAAUUGGAGGAUUUGAAAGACGAUGAUAUCAAAUAUGUUACAAAUCUGAACAUUUUGGGAACAAUUCUGCCGACCAAAGCGGUGAUUACGGGAAUGAAGGAGAGAGGCGAUGGAAUCGUGAUCGCCGUUGCGUCCCAAGCAGCUUCAGUCGGAGUUUAUGGGUACUGCGCCUACAGUGCCACCAAGUACGCCAUCAGAGGAUUUGCCGAGUCCCUUCGAAUGGAAACAAAGCCCUAUGGAGUUUCCGUAACUCUGGCCAUUCCUCCCGACACUGACACGCCUGGAUUGGCAGAGGAAUUGAAGCAAAAGCCCGAGGAGUGUAAACUAGUUUGCGAAGAGGCUGGGUUUAGCACCCCUGACGUUGUUGCCACAAAGAUGAUGAAUGAUGCUCUGAAGGGAAAAUUCUUGAGCACUGUUGGAUGGGAAGGUGCCUUGGCUUCAAUUGCCUGUGCUGGUUUUAUUCCGCCUUCCUCUGGCCUUGAAUUGCUGUGGCAGUUUGGCUCUAUUGGCUUCCUGCGUCUUUUUGCUGCUUAUCUUGUGAACAAGAUGGAUAACAUUGUUGCUGAUUGCAAAGCAAGAAGAGAGAAGCAAAAAUAAUUUUUUUUCCGUUCUGAUUUUGUCAAUGUUGGGCUAAAAGUUACCGAAUGCACUUAUGUCGUGUUUGGCUGGUUAUCUUAAAGCAUUUUAAUUAAUAGUACAAUAUCUUCUUAAAUCUUUGAAAGCACAACUUAAUUCAAAAGCAAAAGCUUAAAGUGUUCCAUUAAUGAUAAAAGUUGCUUGUCUCCAACAAAAUCCUCACAUAUUGCCUUGAUCUUUCCAAGUUUGAAUUUUUAAUAACAUACGUGAGUGAAAUAAAAAUGAAAAUUACUGAAAAUUU